Molecule: messenger RNA, 2481 nt
Organism: Colletotrichum godetiae
Lineage: Eukaryota; Fungi; Ascomycota; Sordariomycetes; Glomerellales; Glomerellaceae
Product: patatin-like phospholipase
Exons: 2
Coding region: 1-2481 (826 amino acids)
Biological process (GO): lipid metabolic process
Molecular function (GO): triacylglycerol lipase activity
Source: RefSeq, a predicted model, not a curated record
AUGGCUGAGCACCAACCUAGAGUUUCGUUUGGCUCAUCACCGAGCGGCGGCGGCGGCAGCAACACAGACAUUUACGGCUUCCCGCCCGAGAACUUCAGCACCGACGGCUUGCCCGAGUUCGACACAAAGUUCCUCAGCGAUGCCGACCUCGCCGCCUUCAUACAGGCCCUCCAGGCCCCCGACCCGUUGCAGUCUCCCGACGAAACCACGUCUCUCCGGCCCCCCGGCCUGAGGAGUAAUAGCUCGCUAGACGUCACGAAGCGAGGGUCCGUCUACGAGGAUGACAGGGAGGAUCCGUCGGCUGUCGCAGCCGCGGCGGCUGCUGCUGCCGGCGACGUCACGGCCCCGGGUCCGGGGAUGCUGAAUCACACUCAUACCAACGGCGGCGGCGGCGCUUACAACAACGGCUCGGCGACGCAGUCCAACAUGUUCAUCACGGCGCAGAACGACUGGGCGCCCGUCAACCAAAAGAUAUCAAAGAGGGGGUCUCGCCGGAGGAGGAACCGGGCCAAGGGGGCGGCCGAGGCGCUCCUGGGCACCAGGACAAAAGACGAGACGCGGGAGGGCAUCUUUUACGCACUCCUCAAGUGGCCGAUGCUCUUCUUCGUCGGCGCCUGGCUCGCGGGUCUGGCGCUCACGUACCUGUACACGCGGCUGUACAUCUGGGUAUACGAGCACUUUGUCACCUGGCGCGGCACCCGGGAGAGGCUGCGGCGGAGCAUGCGCCGGACAAACAACUACCGCGACUGGGUCGUCGCGGCUAAGGAGCUGGAUAGCUACCUCGACCGGCAGCGGUGGAAGGAGGAGAACGAUUUCGCCUACUACGACUCCAAGACGGUCAAGAGGGUGUGGGACCAGAUGCGCAAGUGCAGGCAGAGGGCCGAGGCGGCGGAGAACGGGGAGACGGACGACGAGGGGGCGCAGCCGGACGCCAAGGGGUCGACGGGGAAGCCUGCUGUUGAGGAGCUUCAUGCAUUGCUCUCGGCGUGCGUGAAGAGCAACUUUGUUGGUGUUGAGAAUCCCAGGUUGUACAGCCAGACGUACUAUGGCACCAAAAACCUGGUGCAGAACUUUAUUGACGAAGUCGAGAGGAGCAUCAAGUUUAUCCUGAGCACGAAGCAACUGUCGAUGGAGGAGAAGCGUUCCAUCUUCAAGGGCAUGCACGCAAACUACGGACGGACGGCCCUCUGCCUCUCGGGAGGCGCAUCCUUUGCCUACUACCACUUUGGUGUCAUCAAGGCCCUCCUCGAGGCGGACUUGCUUCCGGACGUAAUCACCGGCACCAGCGGUGGGGCUCUGGUCGCGGCUCUCGUGGCCACACGGACGGACGACGAGCUGAGGCAGCUCCUCGUGCCGGCGCUCGCGCACCGCAUCACGGCGUGCCGCGAGACCUUCUGGACGUGGAUCCCGCGGUGGUGGAAGACGGGCGCCCGCUUCGACUCGGUCGACUGGGCGAAGCAGUGCAGCUGGUGGACCCGGGGUUCCAUGACCUUCCGAGAGGCGUACGAGCGGACGGGCCGCAUCCUCAACGUCUCGUGCGUCCCUGCUGACCCGCACUCACCCACCAUCCUCUGCAACUACCUCACCAGCCCGGACUGCGUCAUCUGGUCCGCCGUGCUGGCGUCCGCCGCCGUGCCGGGUAUCCUCAACCCCGUCGUGCUGAUGAUGAAGCAGCGCGACGGGACGCUGGUCCCUUAUUCAUUUGGACACAAGUGGAAGGACGGCAGCCUGCGGACCGAUAUCCCCAUCAAGGCCUUGAAUCUGCACUUCAACGUAAACUUCACCGUCGUCAGCCAGGUCAACCCGCACAUCAACCUCUUCUUCUUCUCCUCGCGCGGCUCCGUUGGACACCCCGUCACGCACCGCAAGGGCAAAGGCUGGCGCGGCGGGUACGUCAUGUCGGCGGUGGAGCACUACCUCAAGCUGGACAUGACGAAAUGGCUCAAGUUCAUCCGUCACGCCGAGUUACUCCCCCGUCCGUUGGGCCAGGACUGGUCGCAGCUUUUCUUGCAGACGUUUAGCGGUACCAUAACCGUGUGGCCCAAGACUGUGCCUUCGGACUUUGUGCAUAUCCUCUCGGACCCGGACCCGCCGCGGUUGGCGCGCAUGAUUCACGAGGGCCAGCAGCGCGGGUACCCUAUUUUGAAAUUUGUUGGGAAUAGGCUCAAAAUUGAGAGGUUGAUUGAGCAGGGGAGGCGGGAGACGAGGCCUUGGAUCCGGAGGGGUAGUAUUGAGACGAUUCUCAGUGAGGAUGAUCUUAGGAGUUUGCUUAUUUCUGGGAAUACGGAUAUCGAGGAUGAGACUACGGAUGCGGAGGGGGAGACGUUGUUGGAGAAUGAGGAGAAUGAGGAGGCUGUUGUUGAUGACGAGGGGGAAUAUGAGGAGGACGAGUAUGAGGAUGGGGAGGGUGAGUAUGAGGAUGAAGAUGAGGAUGAAGAUGGGGAGGGCGAGGAGUACAGGGGGGAGGGAAAGAUGAAUUAG